UUAUUAUUAAUAUGUAUUUGUUCUCCUGCGGUUUAUAUGGUUAAUAGAAAUGUCAAGUAUGAGUUAUUUUAACGAUUUGCAUCAACUGUCGGAUAUUUCCAGUAUUUCUGCAAUCUCUCAAUCCAGUGGCAGAUUAAUUGAUAGAGUAAAUUUAUCGCAAAGUUUGUUAGACAAUUAUUCCAGUGUUAGUAACAAUAAAUUUGUGAUAACCCAGGAAACAACUGCCAUCGAAAAAACGAUAAAGUUGUUAAUAUCAUGCGAAGAAAGUAUAAGUGAACAUGUCAAAAUUAACAUUAUCUAUCAGUGUAUAAAGAAAGCAUCUUUGAAUCCCAAAGAUGUUCUUUCCAAAAGCACAGCUAGCAAAUUACGAAUGUUGCUUUCAAUUCAUGAGCUGGAUAAGUGUAUGCAUCUUCCUUCGACAACAAAAUAUAUGCAAGAUAAAUUGAUACUUUUGGGAAUUUGUGAUUUACCAUCAUGUCAUUUAAAUUACGAUGAAAAAUUAGAAGUGAAAUGUUGCAUCGAGACAAUGUUACGAGAAACAAUACACGAUACGAUAUUGAGAUAUGAAGCCUUAGGAGGAAAUGUUAAGGAAGCAUCAAAGAACGACUGUAAGACACAUAACAAAUUCUUAGAAUAUUAUAAUGUGCCAGCAGUACAAUGGAAAAAUAAAAUUCAAGAUUUGAUUCUGCAAUGUGAAAGUGACUUGCUGAAAUAUAUAAACUUAAUGGAUAAAUGGAAUAAGUUGAAAUAUGAAGAUAUAAACCAAGUAUAUUUAGAAAAGACAGGCUAUUUAUUGCUACAGGCACAAGUUGCUAAGUUACAAGCAAAGAUAACAAAACUUUCUUGCACAAUCAGAAUGUUCAAAGAAACUUCAACUACUAUUAAUGCUUUUAAAAUGCUAAAUCAAUUAGUCGAAAAGAAAUUAAAAAUGGUUACAGAUGAAAUUCGCCAGAAGGAAGAUUUAAAAAAGCUGUACGACAAUAUGAAGGAUACAGAAUAUGAUCAGGUGUUGUUGAUCUACUCACAGCUCUGCAAUGCAAUAAAGAAGAAAAAACAUAUCUUGGAUAUGUUGAAAUAGUUUUAUAAAUAAAUGAAG
Messenger RNA from Mycetomoellerius zeteki, 1096 nucleotides. RefSeq lists its product as uncharacterized. The record is from RefSeq and is a predicted model, not a curated record. Bases 50 to 1078 code for a protein of 342 amino acids. NCBI's taxonomy places the organism in Eukaryota, Metazoa, Arthropoda, Insecta, Hymenoptera, Formicidae. The transcript is spliced from 3 exons.